UCAUCCUGCGACAGAGUCGGUUUACUAUCGCGACGGAAAAUCCCAUUAUAAACACAGAAAUGUAAGGGUUUGAAUAUUACAGGCGCGAGACUUCAGUGUUUUAUUUAGACACGGUUGUUUAGGGACUAAAGCAUAAAUGUAAAGAUUUCGGUUAAAACGUGUAUAUUCAUGCUGCAGUUAGACUUGAAUCCUCGGUAACGUUAGCCCCGUAUCCUCCAUUGAGACUCUUGAGCAGCUAGGCUAACUCGCAGACCAGUUCAGUUCCAUCUCAAAAUCCACGUUGCAGAAGCCCGAUGGUCAACAGCUGCUAAAGCAGGCAGGCAGAGGCCAGCUGGGCGGGCCUGGAGGAAUGGGCAAGGCUCGACAUGAGAGUCCAAGUUCAUAACUGCUCCGACCAGGCAAAGCCGGCACCAGCUGAGAUGUCGGAGAAUGGCCGCGCACGGAGAAAACGCGUGCCCAAGUUAUGCGACUGCUGUGGGCCGAACACCAAACCUCACGCACUGGGACACGGGCCGGUCACGAAGAAACGUGGCCGCAGGAAGAAAGACGUGGCCAAUGAAGUGGAGGUGACGACCGACAACCAUUUAAGCUCUGCGUUCGUAGACCUAUCAAUGCCGGACGCUACGGAUGCCAUGACCGUGUGCGAAAUGCAACAAAUAACACUUCCUGAAGCCGGCCUGAUGCUGAGCGGGGAACAGAUUAUUCCUCUGGUUCUGCACAAUGGCACUGUGGCCGGUCCGGGGAACGGUCCGAAAACUAACAGUGAAAGCACUGAUGCAGAUUGCACUCCACUCAAUGACUCAAUAGAGCCCGGUUCUGUCACGCACAGUACAACUCGAGCCAGUUUGGAUGCGCACUGUGAUCCUACAGCACCUCUGGACCAUAUACACAGCAGUCCGAACUUGCAUGGUGACCCUACGGAAAGAUUUGAAGGUCCUUCUGCGGAGAGCGGCGUCACUACAUCAGAUCAGCUCACAGACACAGAUGCCAUGGAAAUCGAACACGCCGUGUAUGCGGUUUAUCUAAACACCAAGGCUUUAAGGGACCACCGUUACUGCAAACGACCUCACUUCGACGCAGAAGAAGAGCAGACUAAUAUCUCACAGCUGCCUUUGGCUGACCUGCAGCAGGAAGAUGUUGUAGAACUCCUUCAUGAAUACCUCGAGCUUUUCUAUGGGAAGUAUGGGAGCUUCAUUCCACUGAGCGAGGACGACAUUCUUGAGUACCUGAACAAACACUUGAACGCUGACUUCAAUGACCGAAAGAAAAUGAUAAAUAAAGAAGUGCUGAAGUACAAGGCCGGCUUGGCCUGCGCAUCGAUGCAUUUCUUUAAAGUGACCUACAACAAGCACACUCUAGCGCUUGAAGACCUUUCAACACUUGAAGACCAAAACUGGGUCAAUGACCAGAUCAUAAACAUGUAUGGUGAAUUGAUCAUGGAUGCUACAAACCACAAGGUCCAUUUCUUCAAUAGUUUCUUUUAUAAACAGCUUGUAGCAAAAGGAUAUGAAGGAGUAAAAAGGUGGACAAAAAAGGUGGACGUGUUUUCUAAAAGACUGCUGCUGAUUCCCCUCCACUUGGAGAUCCACUGGUCACUGAUCACUGUGGACGUCUCCAAGCAAAACAUAAACUUCUAUGAUUCCCAAGGAAUAUUGUUCAAGUUUGCUGUUGAAAACAUUUUGAAAUACAUCAUAGCAGAGGCUAAAGAAAAGAAGCAUGCUGCUCUACAGAAAGGCUGGAAGAUGAUGGUCAACAAGGGUAUUCCACAACAGAAGAAUGAUAAUGACUGUGGUGUUUUUGUUCUGGAGUACUGCAAGUGCCUGGCAUUUAAAGAACCAUUGCAGUUCACACAAGAGGACAUGCCUAAAGUUCGCAAAAGAAUAUACAAGGAACUCUGUGACUGCAAGCUCACUGACCUGAAGAAACAGCUCGAGGUUUAACGUUGUUCACUCAUGUGCUGGUCAGUGGAUUUUAUUUUUUAUUUUAUUUUCUGUUGUUGUCAGUUACAAUGGAAGAGGACCCGUAUCUCACGGUCAUACAGCUGGAGAGAAUUCAUCGUGCGUCAUCCUGGUCGACUCGAGAUGCCAAAACGUCAGCGGUCAGUUUUCCGAUCGUCCGUGGGUGACGUGAACCGGCUAUCGCGAGCCUAUUUAAGCAUCAUGCAUGGCAACCUCAGAAAGAAAAGGAAGAGUCUCCUUUUUGUGUACAUUUCUUUGUGGCGAAGCCUCUACAGCUUCUUUAAAUCUUUGUGGUUCUAUCAGGUUCCUUUUUCACAGAUUUGCGGUGUGUGAGAUACACAGCAUGUAACGUGAAGGAUUUUCUAUUCCUGACUGCAUUCUGUAUGCAGCGCAAGCAGAAUUUCAACAAAAGGCAAGCUUUUAAAUGAAUGUACUGUUAAAAUGAAGAAACUGUUUGUUUUUUAUUUCCCCCACCAUGUAAACAGUACUUCCUUUAAAAGUCUCAGACUGACCAUGCUUUCCUGAUGGGCCAUAUUUUCUUUUUAUCUUUCAUACUCUGUUAGAAGCACUCUAGACACUUUCUUUAACGCUUUAAUGUUUUUUAAACGCGAUGUCAUCUGACCGUUCCCGUAGCACGUAGCCGCAAGUUCCGUUCGCGAUUUCCAUAAAGUCUUUUACGUAUGUUCACUGUAUAAACACGGUUCUAUAAGAAUGAUGUACCUGAGUGGGUCAGGUAAACUUGUGGUUUGACCGAUUAGCAGGUUAAAACCAUGUAUUAUACUUCGACCUGACAGGACUGCUCGCAUCUCAUGAAGGCCAGUGUACGCUCACAGAACAGUGACCCGAACUAGAUUAAUGAUAGUCUUAUGAUUUAAAAACAAAACACAAAGCUUUACUGUGUAUGGAGCCGGGACAGUACGGUACAGAUGUAUUUCCAGCACAAUUCUUGUCCGUUUAAGACGGCCAGGAUGACCAACCGUUACAAGUAAAUAUGGUUAGACGUUUGUGGGAUACUGUAUUUUUAGUUACUUGAAGUGUAACUACAAAAUUUGACCUCAGUGAAAUGCCUCUGUUUCCUUCUGUUGGACUACUAUUUGUCAUUAUUUAAGCGACCAUAUAAAACCAUUAUUGUUAACGUUCUCCUAGUCUCAGCUCUUAUUUCGGUUAAGUGCAGGAUGUGGAUUCAAGUCAACUACAGUCUUUAAGUUUCAUCAACCCUCAGUAAGGACUGUACCCUGGUCAGGAUCUGAGAUGACCUGCAGCUUUUAUCCUGGGCUGAUUUGCUUUUCAGGAAAUGUGCCAUAAGUUAAUAAUCAGAAGGUUUAACACGACGAAAAGACUCUGCAACAACGCAUCACUUCCUCUGAUUACAGAAUCAUCCAGAGACAAGAAGGUAAGGUAAAAGACCUUAAUGUUUAUUAGAAAAAUGAGAGACAAUCCCAACAUGCCAUAUCAGUUGUUUCACCAAAUUGUGGAGAUCAUUUCCUCUGUGCAAACCACUGAGUAGGUUGUAAUCUAUAUACAUCAACAUUAUAAAACAAAUCCUCUGCUUGGUUUUCAAAAAGUCCCUGUUCAUUCAGAAUGACUAAAAUUUGUGCUGUCCAUCCGAACCCCUCUGUAGCUGAACUAAUUUGCCGUAACCACCUCGUGCAGGGUCGUAGUCCUGUCUGUAUUCAUCUCGCACCUGAGGGGAGACGGACACACACACACACACACACCACUGAGGAAAACUAUAAUACAUUACAAACUAGUAAUAGCAGCCUACAAGUAAAAAAAAAAUUUCACUCAUUGUCCACUUUAUUAGGAACACUGCUCAUUUAUGCAGUUAUCUAAUCAACCAAUCAUGUUACAGCAGCACAAAAAUCCCACGGAUCCAGAGCUUCGGAUUUGAACCAUAGUAUGGUUGUUGGUUCCAGACGAGCUGCUCUGGGUAUUUCACACACUGCUGAUCUCCUGAGAGUUUCACACACAACAGUUUGUAGAGUUCACAGAAAUGUGUGAAAAACAAGCAUUGAGUGAGCAGCAGGUCUGUAGGCAGUACCCUGGAUAGAAUAGCCUUAGAAAGGUUUGAGGACAGGAAUGCUACAGUAAUUCAAACACUGUUUACAGAUGUGGCGGUCAGAAAAGCAUCUCAGAACAGGACGAGGGUUCAGUGGGAUUGGCUACAACAGCAGAAAACUACAUCGGGCUCUACUCCUGUCCUCCGAGAACAGGAAUCUGAAGCUACAAUCGGCACAAACUCGCAGGACAGAUGUCUGGUCUUCUUUUUCGAGCUGUCCAGUUUUGGUGAGCCUGUGCCCACUGAAGCUCUUAACCUGCAUCUUCAUUUCAUUAUACAUCAUGUUUCUGCCUCAAUGUGCAGGUUUACAAGUGUUCCUAAUAAAGUGGUUAGUGAUCGUGCGUUCAUCAUAUUCUUACCUGACCACCCGAUUUGCCCCGACCGUACUGCCGCCCCUCUUUAAAACCGGCAUCCCAGUCUGUUCUAAUGAUUCUGUCAUCCAGUCUGGUUCCAUUAAUAAACCUCAUGGCGUGCUCAGCGUCGGCUCGCGUGUAAUACCUUACAGGUGUGUUGAGGAUUUUAAUGCAGUUCAGCUUCAUCAUCAUGUUCUAACCAGACAGAAGUUAACAAAAGACCAUGCAGGAGAGAGUAUACAGUGGGAAGUAGCUGUAUAGCCAGAACAGCUGUAUUUAGACCAUGAUGAAAGUCUGCCUUAUGUUUAAUAAUGAUCUAAACACAACCCAUAACUCACAAGAGUUCCUGUAGUCACAAUUAAAUACAAGUAAGAGUGGCAGGUACAUUUAUAACUACGUGAUGUGACUUGCUUUCAUGACACGCCCCUCUCCCCUUGCCUUAUUUGGCCACUUCUAUUCCAUUAACUUGGACUGAAUCAAACUCUUCCCCUUAAUGUAGCCCUAGCUUGGUUGUGUUAUUGGAUAGAACUGAUGAAAUCUAAAGCCUAGAACUGGCUUGACGAUAAAAACAGAAGAGCUGAGCGAUGCAUUAGAUUACACCAUGUCAGAGAUGAUAAAAUAGUUCUGCUCCAGUUUAUACCAAGACUAAAAGCUGAUCUUUUUCUCGAACCAGUUUACACAGUGGUGUCUGAUGCAGAAAGGAUACUCCACGAAACAGAACCCACAUGCCGUCUUCUUCACCUUGUCCAGGCCAAUGAUGAUUCUUUUCACAUCGCCGCUUUUGGAGAAAAGUUCAUACACCUGUUCCUCUGUCGUGUAGAAGGAAAGGUUCCCAACAUAAAGAGUACUGCUCUGCUUCAGCAGCUUUUCCUGCUCGUGUCGAUUCCCCUGGAAGAAACAGAUACCAAAAAAUCAAAUGUCUAUAAGAAGUAAAUAUUUAAAGUUUAUAUGCAUAAAUGUAAUGAAAGCAGGAGUUUUAUGGGUUCAAAUCACAAGAGCAAUAUCUAAGGGUCAUAAGAAAUGCUGAAGCACAGAAACCUAAAACUACAGAGCAUUAAUGUGCUGAAAACACAUCCAGGUGUGAAAUACUGAGCGAGUGUAGGAGUAAAGAUUCACAAUCAUCACAAAAUCCAUCAUUUACUUAAGGCCAACUAUUUCCUUCAGAUUUAGCCACUUCAUUUCAAAGAGCUCCAGACUUUUCCAGUAGAUGUUCCCAGUUUGUUUCCAGCAGGACAUUCUCUUUCUAUACGAAAUCUCUAACACUUUACUUCCUAAUGUUCCUUUUUUAUUCAAAACAAUUUCCAUAUGUAAAUGAUCCACAUUUAAACUAAUUAGUAUACGACAGUUAGUCGACUUCGGACAUGUUUUAAUGAUUUAUUUUAUCUGAAUUAUUUAUUAAUUAUUUGAGAGAUUCUUUCCUGGAACAAGGGGAGGGGGCUUUAAAAGCCCAGGACUGAAAUAUCGCGAUAAUACGCGGUAUCCUUCGGAACUUCUUGUUCAAAUGGAAGAUUGUUGCAUUGUUAAAUUAAACGUCAAUUAGCAUAAAUGUAUAAAGCAAACCACUGAAGAAUUAUAUAACAAUUUGAGACCAAACCCCUUUGAAAACAAGCAAAUGGUUUAUAAACACGUUUAACCUGAACCUCUGGAAGUUAUUUGAGUUUUUCAGCGGGAGUUUUUAUAAUGUCCACUGUAGAGAAACACGAUGAGGUGAUCUGAUCUACAUAUCAUCACCCAGCUUUAUCUACAACACACACUGCAUAUAAACGUUAGCUACAACGCACAAGCGAGUGUCCACUAACGGUGUUUCAUGUGGAAACAAAAAAAAACACUUCUCUGAUUCUUACCUUGAAAUGCUGGUCUCUAUACUGACUUAUAUCAACGUACGAGUCGCUAUAAAGGGCGUUUAGUUUAUAAGACAUGACGCACCAGAGGAAUCACACCGACCUCACAACAACAGCUAGCUAACACAGAUCAUGGAGCCGACGGAAA
Molecule: messenger RNA, 6359 nt
Organism: Hemibagrus wyckioides
Lineage: Eukaryota; Metazoa; Chordata; Actinopteri; Siluriformes; Bagridae
Gene: senp5
Product: SUMO specific peptidase 5
Exons: 10
Coding region: 366-1940 (524 amino acids)
Biological process (GO): protein desumoylation
Cellular component (GO): nucleus
Molecular function (GO): deSUMOylase activity
Source: RefSeq, a predicted model, not a curated record